AUGUCGAAUUCUAUGCCAUGGUUCCAGCGCCCCUACCAACCAUUUAAUCCCCCCGCUAUAUUUCAACUUCGAGUUCCGAAUGAAGCAUCCAGCAACUCGACAUCACAACUAAUACCGAUAUGUCAGUCACGGCUAGCAUCUCAACUUACGCAAGUCAAUACGCCGCAAAGCAGCUCGCUAUAUCCGCCUCAAUUCCAUCCCCAAACAUCAUAUUACUCACCAGGCACUAUCCCACAUGUCACAACUAUUCAUCCGGUGUAUCCAACACUACUCCGUAUCCUAGAGGGCACAAAGAACCAGGUGAAAUUUGAAUACACCCACAGUCGGUGGUCAGAGGUGACGUGCUACUCAUACGCCCCAAUCGAAAGUCUAGCUAGAUGUGAGCGAGGAUAUAAUAACGUCUCUGGAUAUGAUGAAGGUGGGCUGCCGCCUGGAUGGGAAAAGCCCAGUAUUCCCCACCCUGAUAUCGUUCCAGCAUUCAGAUCCGGCCCACCAUCACCUCCGCUUGCUCUUUUUUCCCCACAGCAGCAGCCACCAUCUACUACAGAAGAUGCCAUCCACAAACCGAAAAGAAAGCCAUUAACACAACAAAUGGCAAAGCGAAAGCCAGUUCCUAAUAGCGUAACAAGCAUAAAGUGCAUACCAUCGCCGAAAAUGCCAUCGACAACCACGGGGUAUAAAGCCUUUGAUUCUCGCGACUUUGCCUUACAAAAAGUUGAGAACCGGUCCGAUGCAAAGCCACGGCCCAGUAAAAGUUAUGGUAUUGCGGAUGCCCCUUCCGGUACCCCUUCCCCUGCUUCUUUUAAGGCUAGGAGCUUGAAGAAGGUCUUGAACUGGGUCAGUAAUGUGGGCCCACGCAAGAUAAUGGGCGAGCAUAAAAGGGGGGUAGUGGGAGGGAAAUGA
This is a messenger RNA of Venustampulla echinocandica, 903 nucleotides long. RefSeq lists its product as uncharacterized. The coding region runs from base 1 to 903 and encodes 300 amino acids. NCBI's taxonomy places the organism in Eukaryota, Fungi, Ascomycota, Leotiomycetes, Helotiales, Pleuroascaceae. The record is from RefSeq and is a predicted model, not a curated record. The transcript is spliced from 2 exons.